This is a messenger RNA of Cryphonectria parasitica EP155, 231 nucleotides long. RefSeq lists its product as uncharacterized. The transcript has a single exon. Lineage: Eukaryota; Fungi; Ascomycota; Sordariomycetes; Diaporthales; Cryphonectriaceae. The annotation marks the transcript as partial. The record is from RefSeq and is a predicted model, not a curated record.
UAUCUUUGCACUUAUUGCAGCUUUUCUCAAGCAGAUUGGAUGCAGCGCUUACCUCUUGUACAAGCAGCGUAUAACAGCGCAAACUAUAGCAGAAUAGAAUUAUUAUCUGCUAUAUUGCUCUAUAGAUUCCAACUAAUAAAACUAAUAGAUAUUAAUAUACAGUACUCAAGCUAUAUUUCCAAAAUCUUAGAGCAGCUUGAAGAUUUUGCUAAAGCUUGUAAGAAAGCUUAG